CACUGAAAUGCCAGUCUCAUAAAAGGGUCAAAGCAGUAGUCAAAAAUUGAUCAUCACCCAGUCUUGAAACUGGGUGAUGAUGGCGCUCGAGGUUCACCGAUGAACUUUAGCGUGAGUUUUGUUAUUUUAGGCCUCCUAAAAAUUUAGGCGUAAAAAUCAAUCAAGUAUUUUCUGAUUCUUUAUGCACCACAGCUGGUACAUAAAGACCUGUUCACAUCACGAAACAUUGUUUGGAAACAAUGUUUUCCAACUGUUUCCAAACAGUCACAGGCCGUAUACACAAAACUUGUUAGCACUAACAAAUAGCUGUUAAGGGUAACAAAUUCCAGUUAUACACAAACCUUGUUAGCACUAAAAAAUAGCUGUUAAGGGUAACAAAUUCCAAUUAAGGCUAACAUUUAGCUGUUAAGCACUAACAGUGGAUACAGAAAACUUGUUAGGGCCUUUAAAGUACUGUUAAGGUAAAAGUGCUGUGGAGGACUAUUAAGCUCUUAACAAAUUCCUGUUAGUAGAGAAGAUGGCGGAGCAACAACAACAACCUCAAAGACGACAGCGAGUGUAUCGACAGCGACGGGACAUAUUCAACAAGUACAAUGACGACGAACUCAUCAAACGCUUCAGGAUGAACCGUGCUGGUAUAAUAACAGUGGCUGAUUUAGUGAGGGACAAACUUCAAUCCCGUACAGAACGGAAUCAACCACUGAGUCCUGAGACGAAGGUGGCAAUUACCCUAAGAUAUUUGGCCACGGGUAAAAUGCAGCAGUGUAUCAGUGACGACUUUGGGACCUCACAAGCAACAAUCAGCCGUGUCAUUACUCAGACAAUUGAUGCACUGUCAGAACCAGACAUUGUAACUCAAUUUGUAAAAUUCCCAUUGACUCGCCAAGAAGUGCAAGUGAAACAAAUAGAGUUCAUGGAAGACUAUAGGUUUCCUGGUGUUGUGGGUACCAUAGAUGGCACACACAUUAGAAUUGUGGCUCCCAGUGUCGAUGAACAUUUAUAUGUAAAUAGAAAACGAUACCACAGCAUCAACGUGCAAAUCGUAUUCGAUGCCAAGUACAAGAUACUUGAUGUUUUGGCACGGUGGCCUGGCUCAGUACAUGAUGCCAGGAUAUUGGACGAGUCUGGCUUGAAAGCACUUUUUGAACAAAAUUAUGUCCCAGCUGGAUGCUACCUUCUAGGAGACAGUGGUUAUCCUUGCAAGGAGUGGUUGCUGACGCCUUAUCUAAACCCUCUGGUUGGUGUUCAGACAAACUAUAACACAGCACACAAGAGGACACAUUGUAUAGUAGAGAGGGGGAUUGGCCAGCUCAAGCGACGGUUCCAUAUACUUCAUGGUGAAGUACAAUUGUCCCCAGAGAAGACAUGCAAAAUUGUCUAUGUCUGUGCUCUGCUCCACAACAUGUGCAAGCAGUUUAACAUUCCAGUGCCUAUCAACGAGGAAGAUGAACUGUUCCACGAUGCAGCUGAAGGGGACGUAGGUGCAGAUGAAGAAGAGCCAGGUGAAGCAGAGAUAUCUCCUAAUCCUGGUAGACCAGCUGGCCGUAACGGAUAUCCAUUUCGAGAUUAUAUUGCUAAUCUUCAUUUCAGCAGACCAGUGGCUGAAUGAGGUAUCAUGAAGGUGUGAUUGCUGUUGCAGUGCUCUCUCUCUACUAACAAGUUUUUUCCACUUAUAGUCAAAAGUGAAAGAUAAAAUGAAUUGAAACAAAUACAGUUUGUAAAAUAAUAUAAUUUGUAUUUUUUUUCCUUUACAUACAUGCUACAGUAUAUGAGGCGCGCGGCGCAACAACGACUUAACCGAGAAAUGGAAGUUUCGAGAAAAACGCGCUCAAAGUUAAACACUGAUUGCGCACAAUAGGAUACCCUUAAAUAAGUAAGUGUUAUACAUCAUUUGAAAGGUCUUGGGUAGUUCUGUUUGGGGAUGUAGGUUUCGAAGUGAUAGGUGACGAUUUUGGGUGGAUGACUUACGCGUUAAUUAACGCGUAUACCGUAGGUAAUAAUUUUUUUUCCCGAUAUUGUUUUCAUUUGUUAAUAAUGUGUUAGAGCCUAUUACACAUAGUAUUAGGUGAAAGUUUCAUGAAGAUUGGUACAUAAAUAAAUUUUUUAUGAAUUUUUUUCCGAGCGUAAAAAAUAAAACUUACUCAUUACCGGCACGUUAUUACUCCUACCAUAACUUUGACGUCCUGCUAUGACUAACAGUGUGUAAUGCUGAUAAUUUUAUGUUUGUGCAUGCAUUCUGGUAAGUAUUAAUGGAAAGCCGCUAUGUCAAGAACAUUAUGAAGAAACGA
This is a messenger RNA of Scylla paramamosain (green mud crab), 2288 nucleotides long. Its product is annotated as putative nuclease HARBI1. NCBI's taxonomy places the organism in Eukaryota, Metazoa, Arthropoda, Malacostraca, Decapoda, Portunidae. The record is from RefSeq and is a predicted model, not a curated record. The transcript has 3 exons. The coding region runs from base 518 to 1609 and encodes 363 amino acids.